Condylostylus longicornis is the source of this 3071-nucleotide messenger RNA. Its product is annotated as RNA-binding protein 25-like. Gene Ontology annotation, cellular component: spliceosomal complex. Gene Ontology annotation, molecular function: mRNA binding. Gene Ontology annotation, biological process: mRNA processing; regulation of alternative mRNA splicing, via spliceosome. The coding region runs from base 197 to 2788 and encodes 863 amino acids. Lineage: Eukaryota; Metazoa; Arthropoda; Insecta; Diptera; Dolichopodidae. The transcript has 12 exons. The record is from RefSeq and is a predicted model, not a curated record.
GUUAAGCAUCGUUUUAUUAGGAAAUUUACAUUAUGGUUAAAUAGAAUUUUCAACAAAAUUUAGAAGAUAAAAUUUUACUUGUUUAAAUUUUUUUGAAGGAAUAUUAUUAUUCUAUAGUAUUUUCAAAAUUGAGUAAAAUAGCAAAAAGGAAAAAAGUUUAGUUCUGAAGCUGUCAAGAUAUUUAAUUUAAAUAGAAAUGGCUUUUUCUGGAAGACCACCAAUGGUUCCACCGUCUAUGUCUUACAUCGCCGGUACCAAUGUGCCACCGCCGGUAAUGCCACCAUUGACUGCACACGGUCUGCCGCCGAGUUUGCCUCCAUUGAAUCAGCCUCCUCCAAGACCAAGUUUUCGGAAUGCUGCGACAAUUAGUUCGCAACCCACUGUAUAUAAUAGGGUAGAACAAAUUCAAAACAUUCAAGUACAACCCAAAGGUCCUGUAAUAACAGUUUUUAUUGGUAACAUUGCCGAAAACGUUUCCGAAAACUUAAUAAAAAAGAUUCUUGCAUGCUGUGGUCCAGUUGUUAAUUGGAAAAGGGUAUCAACGUUCGGAUUUUGUGAAUAUGAUGGUCCUUUGGCGGGUCUUAGAGCUGUUAGACUCUUGCAUGAUUUGGAAGUUGAUGGUAAAAAAUUAGUUGCAAAAGUAGAUGCUAAAAAUAAGCUUUUGUUGGAUAAUUAUAAGGAGGAAGAAAUCCGUAACGGAACUCAAAAACCUGAAACUGAGCGGGAGGAAGAUGAAAUUGCCAUUAGGUUUAUACAAAAAACUCUAUCAGAGGGUGAAAAAGAAACAAAUGGACCACCAGAAAAAACAUUUUUGCCAUUUUCCGUUAAAAAAAAUCUAAUGGAUCCUGCGGAAAAACGAUCAAGUAAAGCCUUAGAAGCUGCCGAUUUAGAGGAUGAUAAGCGCGAUUUAAUAAGUAGGGAAAUUGGAAAAUUUCGAAAGACGGCCGAAGCAGAGGAUAGUAAAAAAGAAAAAGAAAAAGAUAGAAAAAAGAAAGCCGAAGAAAAAGAUAAGGAAAAAGACAAAGAUAAAGAAAAAUCCCCCAGAAAGGAUAAAGAAAAGGAAAAGGAGAGAGAAAAGGAAAAGGAUAAGAAAUCAAGAAGACGAAGCAAAUCCCGAGAUAGAGAAAAGGAAAGAGAACGAGAACGAGAACGGGAGCAUCGGGAAAAAGAAAGAGAACGGGAACGUGAACGUGAAAGAGAACGCGAAAGGGAACGUGAGAGAGAACGGGAGCGUGAAAGGGAACGGGAAAGAGAGAGAGAACGAGAAAGAGAAAGGGAGCGUGAGGAAGUAAAAUCGACAAAAAAUGUUCGUGAUAUUCAAAGGGAAAAAGAGAUUGAGGAAGAAGAACGUGAACGUAAGAAGGCCGAAAAAAAGGCACGUGAAAAGGAAGCGGCUUAUCAAGAAAGGUUAAGAAUUUGGGAAGUUAGGGAAAAACGAAAAGCUAAAGAAUAUGAAAAGGAAAGGGAAAAGGAACUACUGAAGGAAGAGGAACGAGAAAAAGAAGCGAAACGCUUAAAAGAAUUUUUGGAAGACUAUGAUGAUGAAAGGGAUGAUCCAAAAUAUUAUAAGGGUCGAGAACUGCAACGUCGAUUGGCCGAGCGGGUUAGGGAAGCGGAUCUUGAUGCAAAGGAUCGUAAUCGAGAGCAAGAAGAACUAGAAGAGCUUAGGAACAAAAUAUUUAGUGGAGAAUACGACAAUCCUACACAAGAAUUUGAACGAGUGAAAAAAGAGCGUGAGAACAUGUAUAAACCUAAAAUAAUUAUAGAUGUUAAUUUAGAAGCAACUCAACAACGUGAGCGCGAAUUGGAGCGAGAACGUGAACGAGAAAUGGAGCGACAGAGAAUAAAAGAAAAAGAAAGACUGCAAAAAGAACGUUAUGAAAGUCGUAUGGAUUUAAUUAGUUCUGAUAUAAUUGAUUCUGACUCUGAAUUGGCAUCAAGAAAUUUAGGAAAUGGUAAAUACCGUGUUGGUAGUAUAGGUCGUGAGCCAUCUGAAUCGAGAGAUUCUCAUGUUGCUAGUGUUACAAAUACACACAACUUUCAAAAUGAUGAAGAAUCACGGUCAUCAUUGCAUUCAUCAAAUAAUCAUAUUCUAAGUCCUACAAAUAGUAAUGUAAAUACAACUCCAUUACAAGCUCCAAUAAUUAGUUUAAAUUUAAAUGCUAAUGCUAAAAAGAAAAAACUGGAAGUUAAAGGCGUUUUCAAUAUGGAUGAUGAAAAUGAUGAAAUUAGUGGCCCUAAAAAACGUAAACUCGUUCCUUUAGACUACGAUGAAAAUAAUCCAAAUGUAAAGCUGAAUUUACAAUCAGACACGUUAUCAGCACCGAAUUCUAAUACAUCGGUACAACAUUCAGUUAAUCAAUCAUCAAAAUCAAAAAGUUCAUCUAGGCGUGAAAAAACUGAAUCAAUUAGUUCUAAUACUUCUGAUGUACCAGUUAUUAGAACGGCAGAAGAGAAGCGACGUCAUAUAAAAAGUAUUAUAGAUAAAAUUCCGACUGAAAAAGUUGAUCUAUUUAAUUAUAAAUUGGAUUUUGUUGAAAUUGAUAAUACUUUGAUGGAGAAAAAAAUUCGUCCAUGGAUCAAUAAAAAAAUUAUUGAUUAUAUAGGCGAACCUGAACCGACAUUAGUGGAUUUUAUAUGUUCAAAAGUAUUGGCUGGUAGUACUCCUCAAAGCAUAUUGGAUGAUGUUCAAAUGGUUCUUGAUGAAGAAGCCGAAGUAUUUGUUGUUAAGAUGUGGCGCCUACUUAUUUAUGAAGUUGAAGCUAAGAAAGUUGGUCUUGGUAAAUAAGUAAUUUUAGAAUUCAAUAAAAUUCAAAAUAAAAAAAGACCUUUAAAAUGAAGUCGACAUUACCUUUCCCUGUAUUUAGUUUUCAUAUUUUUUUUUUUGGCAAAAUUAAAAAGUAAAGAAAAAGUAAUAUGAUUAAAAUAGUAUCAUAACGUAGUAACAAAAAAUAAAUAUUCUAUGCAAAAUACCAGUUUUAUAAAACUAUAAAUUUACUGUAAUUCAUUGGAAAUUGUCAAUAAGUUAUUUGAAUUUUCGUGAAAUAAUCGCUAUAAAAUAAUAUUUUAAA